AUGGCUUCUCAAGGAGCUAAGCAUGACGUUGUCACCGGAAAGCGUGAGAUCAAACUCUCAGAGAAAAUGAAGGGCAACGACGGUUUAGGCAAGAGGCUCCUAAGUGGUGGCGGACGAGGCCGUGACAGAGGCGGUGCAUCGGCGGCUCCAAAGAAGAAGAAGCUGAAUGCGCCGGAGGCCGAAGAGCCAGCAUCUAAGCCAAGCCAAGUCGCCGCGGCAUCUAAGGACGAGGAACGCGAGGCUAAUGCGAUCUUAGGCGAGAUUGUGGCGCAAGAGGACUUCGAAGAUACUGAAGAGGAUGCAAACGACACGACACGUAAUGACAACGGCGCGGGCAAAUCAGGGGGUGCCCCUAAAACAACAUCUGUGGCUGCAAUAAACGAAGAGGAAGAGCGUACAAAACGACUGGAACGCGCGGAGGAGAGCCCUUUGGGCGCCAUUAACAGGUCUUCACCCCUGGGCAACCCGCCUCCGUCGACUCGCCAGGGCGCUGAAGAGAGCGAGAUUGAGGCGUUGAAGCGACAGCUUCGGGAGCGUAACUUACAGUAUGAACGUCUGCAGCGGCAGAUGGACAGAGGGGGCGGAGGCUCACGCGAAGAGCGAGGUUCCGCUAGAAACGUGUGUGUGGCACACGACAAUGUUAGUCGGGAAAAACAGAUGGCGGCUCCACGAACACCGCCUGCUGCUCCUCGUGUAGCACCGGCCAUUCAACGCCCGUCAUCUCUAAUCUCCAGUCGCGACCCGGAGGACGUUGAAGGGCGUCCUGGUCCGAACGGCAAGCGCAAGCGCAACUUCCAUGUGGUUGGGGACAGCAAGCAUCGUCGCCUGCAGCUAUAUGCACCGGGUGACGCCAUUCCAAGGAGAGACCAGGAGCUCAUGUGCAAGCUUCCAGCCAACGGAAAGCCAUGGGCUGUCCGUACUCUGCUUCAUCCUCCCUGCUGUGCUACUCCCCGCUACAUCCUCCCUGCUGUGCUACUCCCCGCUGCAUCCUCCCUGCCGUGCUACUCCCCAGUAAAAUCCUCCCUGCUGUGCUACUCCUCGCUACAUCCUCCCUGCUGUGCUACUCCCCGCUGCAUCCUCCCUGCUGUGCUAUUAUUUCUUAACCCCGCCCCCUUGAUGUCAAUCCUUGCUUCCCCCUCAUGUUGUUACUACUGUGCUCCCCUCCCGGCUGUUACUCCUGCGCACCUCUCCUUGCUGAUACUCCUCUCCUCCCUUCCCAGCCGUGGCUUCAGUCCUCCCUUCCCUGCUGUGGUUCCUCUGCUCCCUUCCCUGCUGUGGUUCCUCUCCUCCCUUCCCUGCUAUGGUUCCCAUGCUCCCCUCCCUGAUAUGGUUCCUCUCCUCCCUUCCCUGCUGUGGUUCCCCUGCUCCUCUCCCUGCUGUGGUUCAUCUCCCCCCCUCCCUGCUGUGGUUCCCCUGCUCCCCUCCCUGCUGUGGUUCCUCUCCUCCCUUCCCUGCUGUGGUUACCCUGCUCCCUUCCCUGCCGCGGUUCCUCUCCUCCCUUCCCUGCUGUGGUUCCUCUGCUCCCCUCCCUGCUGUGGUUCCUCUCUUCCCUUCCCUGCUGUGGUUCCCAUGCUCCCUUCCCUGCUAUGGUUCCCCUCCUCCCUUCCCUGCUGUGGUUACCCUGCUCCCCUCCCUGCUGUGACUCCUCUCCUCCCUUCCCUGCCGUGGUUCCCCUGCUCCCCUCCCUGCUGUGACUCCUCUCCUCCCUUCCCUGCCGUGGUUCCCCUGCUCCCCUCCCUGCUGUGGUUCCUCUCCUCCCUUCCCUGCUGUGGUUACCCUGCUCCCCUCCCUCCUGUGGUUCCUCUCCUCCCUUCCUUGCUGUGGUUCCCCUGCUCCUCUCCCUGCUGUGGUUCCUCUCCUCCCUUCCCUGCUGUGGUUCCCCUGCUCCUGUCCCUGCUGUGGUUUCUCUCCUCCCCUCCCUGCUGUGGUUCCCCUGCUCCCCUCCCUGCUGUGACUCCUCUCCUCCAUUCCCUGCUGUGGUUCCCCUGCUCCUCUCCCUGCUGUGGUUCCUCUCCUCCCCUCCCUGCUGUGGUUCCUCUCCUCCCCUCCCUGCUGUGGUUCCUCUCCUCCCCUCCCUGCUGUGGUUCCUCUCCUCCCCUCCCUGCUGUGGUUCCUCUCCUCCCCUCCCUGCUGUGGUUCCUCUCCUCCCCUCCCUGCUGUGGUUCCUCUCCUCCCCUCCCUGCUGUGGUUCCUCUCCUCCCCUCCCUGCUGUGGUUCCUCUCCUCCCCUCCCUGCUGUGGUUCCUCUCCUCCCCUCCCUGCUGUGGUUCCUCUCCUCCCCUCCCUGCUGUGGUUCCUCUCCUCCCCUCCCUGCUGUGGUUCCUCUCCUCCCCUCCCUGCUGUGGUUCCUCUCCUCCCCUCUCUGCUGUGGUUCCUCUCCUCCCCUCCCUGCUGUGGUUCUUCUCCUCCCCUCCCUGCUGUGGUUCCUCUCCUCCCCUCCCUGCUGUGGUUCCUCUCCUCCCCUCCCUGCUGUGGUUCCUCUCCUCCCCUCCCUGCUGUGGUUCCUCUCCUCCCCUCCCUGCUGUGGUUCCCCUGUCCCCACAUCUGCUCUUACCCCAAGCUUGGAGCACUGCAAUUCCACCAUUCAUCUCCUCUAGACGUGCACUGA
Messenger RNA from Closterium sp. NIES-65, 2607 nucleotides. NCBI's taxonomy places the organism in Eukaryota, Viridiplantae, Streptophyta, Zygnematophyceae, Desmidiales, Closteriaceae. The record is from the annotation of a GenBank genome assembly.